AGUGGCGUCGGGGAGCGCCUUGCAAUAGGGAGGAGCCCCUUUUCCACCGUAGGAGGGGACGGUCGAAGGGGGGCAGGAAGAGAUGCCGGGGGUGGGAUGGCUUCCUCAGGCCUCGCCUUUUGCAGUCGCGCGCCGCGUCUGCAACAGGAGCCGACGAGGAGCUAUUUGCAAGCAAGCUUAGCAAACCGACCCCGCUGCACCGCCGGCCUUGGCUGCCUUUCUCUCUCUCUCUCUCUCUCUCUCUCUCUCUCUCUCUCUGUGUGUGUGUGUGUGUGUGUGCGCGCGCGUGUGGCACGUUUGCAUUUCCGUGGCUUGCUAUGGGCAUGCGCGGCGACCGAGGGCUUUUUUGGGGGGGGGGGGUUAGCCUCCAGUUGUGGGGCCGGAGGGCGCACAGGUGUUUAGGGCUGCCGGGUCGCCGCCUUGCGCAGGUCCAUCUAGCGCAGUAUUGACUGCACUGGCUGCCAGCGGCUCUCCAGGGUCUCCCGGGCGCGAGGGGUGCCCUCUCCCCCCCAGCCUGCUUGAACUCGGGAUCUUCUGCGCUGCAAAGCGGAUGCUUCGCCGCUGAGAGUGCGCGGUUGUGCACGGUUGCCAGCGGGUUGCAACUGGGUGAUUCUGCUUUAAGAUUGCACCUUCGGUAAGGCAUUUCAUCAGCAGCCCCGAAAACCAAGUUGCUGGAAAUCACGCGAGGGGAAAGAGUGCUCUUCUUGUGCUCUGCUCCUGCUCUCUGUUUGGCCACUGUGAGAACAGGAUGAUGCUGUCCUAGAUUCCUCUGAUGCUUCUGCAACCCUCUGCUUUCACUGGAGAAGAGGGGAGGGGGAACACUUUUAAGGGUUGUAGCCAACUCAGUUGAAACUGUAAUGCAGUGGUGUCCAAACUUUUUUUCAAAGAGGGCCAGAUUUGAUGAAGUGAAGGGCCGUGGGGGUCAACCAAAGGGCCAACCAAAGUUGAGCUUUUUUUAAGAUUGAAGAUGUUGAGCUUUUUUGGGGGGGGGGUUGGAGUUGUCGAGCUUUUAGGAUUGAAGUUGUUGAGGUGUUUUUUUUAGGAUUUUACCCUAGGAAAUACAGUAAACUGCCACAAGGGCCGGAUUAAACCAACUGGCAAUGCAUGGGUAGGCAGAUCCGGCCCAAUCACCUAAAUCCGGCCCGCAGAUGGUCCAGGAAUCAGCGUGUUUUUACAUGAGUAGAAUGUGUGCUUUUAUUUAAAAUGCAUCUCUGGGUUAUUUGUGGGGCAUAGGAAUUCGUUCAUAUUUACCCCCCCAAAAAUAUAGUCCCCCCCCCAAAAGGUCUGAGGGACGGUGGACUGGCCCCCUGCUGAAAAAGUUUGCUGACCCCUGCUGUAAUGCAGCCUUUGGCCGACCUGGACCUGAUGGGAGCUGUAGUCCAAAACCUCUGGAAGGCACAAGAAACACUAUGGAGACUGCCAGCCACAGCCUGAUCCUUCUGCAGCAGCUGAACAUGCAACGGGAAUUUGGCUUUCUCUGUGACUGCACUGUGGCAAUAGGAGACGUCUACUUCAAAGCUCACCGAGCUGUUCUGGCUGCCUUCUCAAACUAUUUUAAGAUGAUAUUCAUUCACCAGACAAGCGACUGCAUAAAGAUCCAGCCAACAGAUAUCCAACCCGACAUAUUCAGCUACUUGCUGCAUAUCAUGUACACUGGCAAAGGACCCAAACAAAUAGUCAACCAGACCCGGCUGGAGGAAGGCAUCCAUUUCCUGCAUGCCGACUACCUUUCCCGCAUGGCAGUCGAGAUGAACCAGACACUCUCGCCGGAGUCCGUGCAGUCUUCGAACCUGUACGGCAUCCAAAUCUCCACCACGCACAAAUCCGUCAAGGAAAGCCUCCAGGCGAAGGAAAGUUUGACGAGCCUCGGGAGCAGAACCGCCGGCCAAAGCGACCACCCCCAGCUGCAGCUCUCUUUGGCUAUUGGGCUCGACGACGGCUCUUUGGACCAGCAGCUUUCUCGUCCUUCCCUCCCGGCGGCUGUGAAGCCGGCAGGCGAGCUUCCAAACCCUCCCGUGACUAUAAAACAGGAGAAGAGCGACCCGGAACAAGUGGUGUCUCAGAGCCACACCUCAUCAUCCUCCCCGGAUGUCAGCGGCCCGGCCUUUUCUAGGACGAACCUCAAGGUCCAUUUAUGCCAGUACUGCGGGGAGCACUUCGAAUCCCGGAGCAAUUUGCGCGAACACCUCUUCACACAUGUCUCGGGGUCGCUGCCGUUUGGGGUGCCGGCCUCGAUCCUGGAAAGCAGCGACCUGGGCCAGCUGCAGCCCCUGCAUGAGAACAACGAGGCUGCGGAAACCCACCGGCUCGGCUCCUUCCUCCGGAAAGAGGACGAGCGCCGCUUGGAGCAUCCCACUCACGGCAGCUUGGAGCCUCUGCCCAUCGGCCAGCUGUCUCUCGUUUCCAAGGAUUCUGAGCCUGUGGAACUGAACUGCAACUUUUCCUUUUCGCGGAAGAGGAAGGUCAGCUGCGCGGUCUGCGGCCACAAGUUCCUGCGGAAGAGCCAGCUGCUUGAGCACAUGUACACCCACAAAGGCAAACACUUCAAAUUGGGCCGGUGCCAGAGGCUUGGCGGCUCAGCAGCCCCUAAAUUUCAGCUGCUCAGCAGCAGCUGGACUCCGGUGAAGAGCACCACUGUCUCGCAAGCUCACAUGGAUUCGCAAAACGCGCCGGAUCCUGACCUCUCCCAAGAGAGUAUUGACACCAUACUAGUUGAAUAGCUCCUUCCCUUUUUCCUGUGUGCGUUUUUUGCCUGUGAAUUCCUGCGCUCCUUUCACCGUCUCUUUCAUUGUCGCUGAAGGUGUUCUCUGUUGUCUUGCGAAAUAGGAAUCGGCAGACUGAAAGCCCUCUUCUGGGUUGUCUCAUGGGCUCGGUUGUACGACUUUCUCACACUGCUCCAGUAACAUAUGCACUGGGGAGAACCACGUGGGAGGGGCAGUUGACAUGGCUGUGCAUUGCUGCAAAAUGCAAACUAAUUUGAGUGCACUCCCACACCACAAUUCACGAGAGAUGUCAGAGGUAGGUACAGAUAAGAAUGAGCUUCAAAGGAACAAUCAGACAUGCUUAUAGUGCCCCUUCCAAGUGUUUUCUUUUGCAAGCAGGACUUACUGUCAGAGCUGAUUCUUGCUGUCAGCAAGCCCUGCUUUGCCCAUUUGCAGGAGAGGUUUGAAUGCAAACCACGCCUGCAGAUGAACUUCAAAGAGGCUCUACAACAGGGUUUCCCCAAACUUGGAUCUCCAGCAGUUUUUGGACUACAACUCACAUCAUCCCUAGCAAGCAGGUCAGGGAAGUUGGGAAUUGUAGUCCAAAAACAGCCGGAGGCCCAAGUUUGGGAAACUGCUCUGUGAUGUGCCCCUUUGACAGUGGUUAUCUGGCAAUGUCCCUCCAGUGGAUCCUACAUGCCCUGGACUAGAUUUCAGACCCAGGAAAUACCCCUUUCAGGGACCAAGGAAAACAGCUAGCUGGGCCAGAGAUCUCAAUUUCAUAUGUUCACAUAACACAUUUUAUGCUAACCCCAGCAUUCUUGCUGAUGGAAUAUUCUGUAGAGUUUGUUACAUAGGGCUAUCGCCAGUGGAUAAAAAGAGUAACAUAAGGUGGCCAGGAGCAGUCGUGUGCCCUGAAGCCACUUUCGAGGGCUGCAGCUAGAUUGAGUUCCCGUGAGCCUGAAAGAUUCAGCCGCAGUUAAGGCUGCCCCUGCUGCAUCUCUGCAGGCUUCCCCGUUCUGGCCUCGUGCUCUUCCAAAGACCUUCCACCUGGGAGGCCGAUUUUGUGGCACCUGCUAUCCAGGUGUGUUUGGAUAGUUCAACCUGCAAUGCGGGAGAUGGUCACAAGACUGCCCAGCCUCGGGGGAAGCCUCUAGUCUCCUCUCUGGACGAGUUGCUGUCCACGAGGCUUGUCUCAAAUCAGUGACACUGCAAAAACACAUAGAAUUGGUCCCUCUGGGGAACUUUUUGGAGACAGCAAAGGAAGUGAUGAGCAAGAUCAGGGGUAAAAGUAGGCAGAGCAAUGGAUAGAUGCAGGCUACAGCCCACCCACUCCAAAAUCAUGACUCUAUACACUCACAGAGGUGCAGAAUCCUGCAUUUGUCCCUCUAGGCCUGAGGUUCUCCCAACACUGCUUGGAAAAAUCUUUUCACAUGUAAGUGAUGCGUUCCUCCAUUUCAGGAGAAAAAGGCGCACGUUUGUCAAUUUUCGGAAGUUCGGGAAGCACUUCAAAAUCAUGUAGUUCUAGGCAGAUAGAUGCCUUAGGAACGACAAGGCUAUUCAGGAAUUUUUUGCCCAAUGUGGGGCUCGAACCCACAACCCUGAGGAUUUUCGGGGGUUGGACUAGAUGACCCUUAUGGUCCUUUCCAACUCUUAGGAUUCCUUGAUUCUAUCCCAGCCCUACAAGUUUUCCAGUUUAGCCAGAAAGGGGCAUGGAACCUUACCAGCAGAUCCAAUAAAAAGCUCUGCCCAUGCUAGGUUUAGAUAGUCUGUGUGAUUUUUUAAAUUUCCUCAUACUAUUUCAUAUUAGUUGGUGACCCAUUUCUUUGGAUUUAACAUUGCCUAAGAUAGAUUUCUUCCCCGUUACAGAACAACCUCUAGAUUCUCUCAACUGUUUGCUCCCAAAGACUCCCAGCCCAUUUAAGUUAUUCGCUCAUUUUUAUUUUUUUACAAAAAAUUAAGAAAUUAAACCAAAAUCUCCUGAACCUCC
Messenger RNA from Zootoca vivipara (common lizard), 4692 nucleotides. It is a transcript of the gene ZBTB25, whose product is annotated as zinc finger and BTB domain containing 25. Gene Ontology annotation, cellular component: nucleus. The record is from RefSeq and is a predicted model, not a curated record. NCBI's taxonomy places the organism in Eukaryota, Metazoa, Chordata, Lepidosauria, Squamata, Lacertidae. Gene Ontology annotation, biological process: regulation of transcription by RNA polymerase II. Gene Ontology annotation, molecular function: protein binding; DNA-binding transcription factor activity, RNA polymerase II-specific.